Messenger RNA from Lolium rigidum, 3158 nucleotides. RefSeq names its product probable serine/threonine-protein kinase SIS8. Lineage: Eukaryota; Viridiplantae; Streptophyta; Magnoliopsida; Poales; Poaceae. The record is from RefSeq and is a predicted model, not a curated record. Gene Ontology annotation, biological process: protein phosphorylation. The transcript has 12 exons. The coding region runs from base 167 to 2677 and encodes 836 amino acids. Gene Ontology annotation, molecular function: protein kinase activity; ATP binding.
GGAUGGAUCUAUUCUAAUACUGACAGAUUUUUAAUAGCUUCGUCCUUCCUCUCGCCUCCCCCGCGGAUCAGCUUCAGCCUGGCUGUGCUGUGCUGGAUUGGAUUGGAUCCAGCAGGAAGGACCCCUCGGAACCCUCGCCGCGCCGGAUGCCACCUCGCCGCCGUUCAUGUCACGCAUGAAGCACCUGCUCCGCAAGCUCCACCUCUCCGGCGCCGGCAGCGCCGGCACCGGCACCGGCACCGCGUCGACCCCGCCCCCCGACCACCACCGCCCGCGGCAGCGCCGCCCAGCCAGCUCGCCCCCUCCACCCCCGCCCCCAGUCGUGCCCGCGUCGGCCGCCGAGCCCCCGCCCCCUGCCGCCGCCUCCCCGGACGAACCAACGGGGAUGGGGGCGGAGACGACGAUGACGCGCCUCGAGGAGGAGUACCACGUGCGGCUGGCGCUCGCGAUCUCGGCCUCGGACCCCGCGGGGCUGGUCGACCCGGACUCCGUCCAGAUGCGGGCCGCCGAGCGGAUCAGCCUGGGCGGGCCCGCCGCCGCCCCGGGGGACCGGACCACCAUGGAGGCCCUCGCCGCGCGCUACUGGAACCACAACGUCAUCAACUACGACGAGAAGCUCUGCGACGGAUUCUACGACAUCUGCGGCGCGCCCAUGGAUCCGGGGUUCCAGCUCAAGUUCCCCUCCCUCACCACCCUCACGUCCGUUCCCCCAGAACGACACAUCCCCUACGUCGCCAUCCUGGUCAACCGGGAGCGCGACCCGGCGCUGAAGCGCCUCGAGGGCCGGGCCGUGGCGAUCGCCGCGCAGAGCAGGGCGCAGCGUGGCGGGCUCGCGUCCGCUGAGCUGGUGCAGAAGAUCGCUGGCCUCGUGGUUGAUGCCAUGGGCGGUGUGGUGGAGGAUGCUGAUGGGAUGAACAGGGAAUGGUUCGCCAGGAGCCGCCAGCUCUGUGCUGGGCUCAACACCAUCGCCCUCCCUCUUGGCUCGCUUCGGAUUGGCCUCUCGCGCCAUAGAUCUCUGCUUUUCAAGGUACUAGCUGACCAAAUUAAUCUGCCAUGCAAGCUUGUCAAAGGAAUAUGCUAUACUGGAACAGAUGAAGGGGCCAUUAACUUUGUUAAAAUUGACUUUGACAGUGCUGAAUAUAUUGUUGACUUGAUGGGAGCUCCAGGCACCUUAAUACCUUCAGAGAUUUCUGUCAGUCAGUUUCAGGACUCCAACAAUAGCCAGCUGAGCAGCGAUGCCAUUGAAGAGAGCGUCGCAGAACUAUGCAUAGCUCUUGAGCAGGUUAGCGGGGUAUAUGAGAGUAAAAAUGACAUGGGGGGAAGUUCAUCUGACCUAGCACUCACAACUCCACGUUUGGAAGAUGGCGGUAUUUCUCAGCAGAUGGAAGUAAAUGAAACUUCCAAGUAUUUAGCUCCGGAAGGUGUGGACUCACAGUUCGCACAAAAUUUGCAUGACUUGCUCCUGGAGAGUGGUGCUUUGCUUCCGACUGGUUUGUUGUCCGAUAAAAAUAGUCGUAAUUGCAGUAGCACAACAGAAAUGAGCAAAACCACUUCUCCUGAUGGUAAAGAAACUGCUGGGUGGUUGCUAGUAGCUCAAACAAGUCAAAAUUCACCAAAAGAUUCUGUGGCUGGAGAUUGUCUAUCAAAGCUUCCCUUUCCAUCUUAUGAAGAUGUGCCAUACCCUGUUGAGAAUACAGAAGCAACUAUCAGAAAUUUGGAUGCUGAUAUUUCAACUGAGGGCGGAAAGGUUGCUGACGAUUCUUUGGUAAACGUGUCAGCAAGUAGCAGUGUGACUAUGGACAAGUUGAGCUGUUCUAGUACGAAAACAAUCAGCUCUGUUAUGGAUGAUGUUGCUGAAUAUGAAAUAUCAUGGGAAGAUCUUGAGAUUGGAGAUCGCAUUGGUCUAGGUUCAUACGGUGAAGUAUAUCAUGCAGAUUGGAAUGGCACGGAGGUUGCGGUGAAGAAAUUUCUUGACCAGGAUGUAUCAGGCGUCGCACUAGAGCAAUUCAAAUGUGAAGUGAGAAUCAUGUCAAGGCUAAGACAUCCCAAUGUAGUUCUGUUCUUGGGAUAUGUGACGCAUCCUCCAAAUCUUUCUAUAUUAACCGAAUAUCUUCCAAGAGGGAGCCUAUAUCGCCUAUUGCAUCGCCCAAAUAGCAUAGUUGAUGAAACACAAAGGUUAAAAAUGGCACUGGAUGUGGCUAAAGGGAUGAAUUACUUGCAUUCUAGCCAUCCUACUAUUGUUCAUCGUGAUUUGAAAUCCCCAAAUCUUUUAGUGGAUAGAAAUUGGGUUGUUAAGGUGUCAGAUUUUGGAAUGUCUAGGUUGAAGCAUCACACUUUUCUUUCCUCCAAGUCCACAGCUGGAACACCAGAGUGGAUGGCUCCAGAAGUUCUGCGUAACGAACCAGCUAACGAGAUGUGUGACGUCUACAGUUUUGGAGUAAUACUGUGGGAAUUAGCUACAUUGAGCGUACCUUGGAGUGGACUGAAUCCAAUGCAAGUUGUGGGAGCAGUUGGUUUCCAGAACAAACGACUAGAGAUCCCCAAAGAAGUCGACCCACAAGUCGCUAGCAUAAUAUAUUCAUGUUGGGACAAUGAUCCAAGCAAACGACCAUCGUUCUCCCAGCUCUUGUCACCGCUAAAGAAAUUACAGCGGUUACUUGUUACAGAAAAACACUGACAAUUCCAGAGGCAUACCUCUGGAUAAUGCAAAAAAGGAAGAAAAAUACAAAAUAUUUAUGCUACUACAUGGACCAAGUUUUUCAUGUUGAAGCCUGCGGAGAUGUAUUCAAGAUCUCUGCACUAUGGAUGCGCAAGGACAAAGGUUCUGCACAUCCUUUUGUGAAAAAUUGUAAGAACUAUCUGAAGCAGCGCAAAGGUGCUGCUGAAGAAAGUGUAGCGUGUUAGUUCCAGAUGAAGAAAAUGUGGUGCAGCACGAAGUGCUCUGUGCCAUGGUAAAUAAUUGUUCAGGUCUGGGGAUGGUGGGUGUGAUUCUGAGAAUCAGAAUUCACAGCAAAGAUAGAAUCUUGAUUUUUGCUCGCUUAAAACAGAAAAUUGAAAGAAAAAAGGGACCAAAAGUUUUUGGCAUCUGCAAAAAGUUGCAGCCUGUAUGUUAACAAAUGCAGUCUUGUAUAUCUUGUAUGCAAAUGUUACUUGGCAUC